AUGUCUUGAACUCCCAUGCAUUUUUGCUGCUUUUCUACUCCAUCUUUAACAACUAUAAAGUAUCUUGAAUGUGGUUUGCGUAAUAAAGGACUCAAAUGUUUUUAUUCCAGGAAAAAUGUGGAAGAUUUUACGGGACCCAGAGAAAGAAGUGACUUGGGAUUGAUCACAUUUGACUUAUCUGCGGAUUUGAAGCCAAUAUUUGACUGGAAUGUCAAACAACUCUUCUUGUAUUUAUCAGCUGAGUACAAAACCAAGAAUAAUGCACUGAACCAAGUUGUUCUCUGGGACAAGAUUGUUCUUCGUGGCGAUAAGACAAAAUUGGAUCUGAAAGAUGUGAAGUCAAAAUAUUUCUUCUUCGAUGAUGGAAAUGGCCUCAAGGGUAAUGAAAACAUCACUUUAACUCUGUCCUGGAAUGUGGUUCCAAAUGCUGGGAUUCUGCCUCUUGUAACGGGUACAGGCCACAUUUCUGCCGCUUUUCCAGAUUCCUAUGAGAUGACAAAGAACUAUUGAACUUUUGACUAAUUUCCUUUUGUUAUAUUACCUUUUAUUGUUGUAAUUUGAAACUCAUAACUUGGAACAUAUUUUUAUAUCCAAAUAUCAUGUCUGUGUGGCUGGGGUGAAAAUAAAUCUGUGAAUUCACCCAAGUGAAAAGAAAAUGGGUGACAGUUUUGUAUUUUUUGUAACAGGCGCGCAAGAAAUCCUUUUGCAUUGUAAUGCUUGUGUCCAGAUUCAAUUCCCAUUAUAUAACUGAGAUGGAUUGCACUUGUUGGGGGAGGUGUUGGACAGAUUUAUUUCUGUGCAAUUCUUAGUUCCUACAAUCUCCCAACCUCCCAAGUCCGGGAAACACUUUCUCCCUCUAGUGUUCAAUUGUUCAUAACACACAUUGGCAAUACUGUAUACUGUUUGCAACAUGAGUUCCAAACAAUUUCUUUUCCAAAGCCAAAACUCAUGUUAUGACUUUGCCAGCCAUUAAGUAUAUUGAGAAGGGAGAGAACUCAGUCUCAACUGUGCUUUCUCUGCUUCCCCAGCCCUGACCAAAACAAAAGGCCACCUUGACUCAUCCUUGAAGAAAAUGACUGCUUUCUUAAUAAUUAUGGUACUUCGUAAUUCCUCCUCUAACUUCUCAAAUUCUAGUCUAAAGCUGUAAGAGGUCUCUGUUUAUUCAAGCAGGGUAAAGAUUUUCUUUUUACAAUAAAACAAAAUUGAAUCCUA
Chiloscyllium plagiosum (whitespotted bambooshark) is the source of this 1212-nucleotide messenger RNA. NCBI's taxonomy places the organism in Eukaryota, Metazoa, Chordata, Chondrichthyes, Orectolobiformes, Hemiscylliidae. The record is from RefSeq and is a predicted model, not a curated record.